Odocoileus virginianus texanus is the source of this 1521-nucleotide messenger RNA. The record is from RefSeq and is a predicted model, not a curated record. NCBI's taxonomy places the organism in Eukaryota, Metazoa, Chordata, Mammalia, Artiodactyla, Cervidae.
AUGCUCUCCCACACAGGACUGAAGUACAGAAUUCAUGCGGUUAAUUUGAAAAGUAUAGAAACUGUCUUGGAAUCUGGGUUCUUCUCUAGAAGUAGUAGUUGGAGAAGUUCAACAGUUGGUGGACACCCAUGGCAGGUCUCCCUGAAAUUAGGUGGACACCACUUCUGUGGAGGAAGUUUGAUUCAAGAUGAUCUGGUUGUUACAGCAGCACAUUGCCUGAUUAGCCUCAAUGAGAAGCAAAUUAAGAGUCUGACAGUGACUGCUGGGGAGUACAACCUCUUUCAGAAGGAUAAGGAGGAACAGAAUAUUCCUGUCUCAAAAAUUAUCAUCCAUCCUGAAUACAACAGCCUUGGGUAUAUGAGUUUUAAUAUUGCACUGCUGUAUCUAAAACUCAAAGUCAAGUUUGGAACUACUGUUCGGCCAAUCUGUAUUCCCCAUAGAGGUGAUAAAUUUGAAGAAGGGACUCUUUGCACAGCCAGUGGAUGGGGCAAGACUUCAGAGACAUCAGAAUAUUCAAAUAUCCUACAAGAAGUGGAAGUUCCCAUCAUGGAUGACAGAACAUGUGGUACCCUGCUCAGGGGCAUGAACCUUCCUCCCCUGGGAAGGGACGUGUUGUGCGCCAGUGUUCCUGAUGGGGCAAAGGAUGCCUGCCAGAGGGACUCUGGAGGCCCACUUGUCUGUAGAAGAGAUGAUGGAGCCUGGGUUCUUGCUGGGAUCACUUCCUGGGCAGCUGGUUGUACUAGAGUUUGCAAUCCUUUCAGAAAUAAGCAGAGGAAGGCAUCACCUGGCAUUUUCUCCAAGGUAUUUGUGUUGAUGGAUUUUAUCACACAGACCAUGACAGACUCUUUAAAUAAAAUUGGAUUAGCAUCAUUUCCCAAAAACAAUCUUAUAUCUUCUGCAAAAGUUAUUCCAUAUGGUGUCUGUGGCAUCCCUCCGUUUAGUCCCCAGUGGCUUUCUAGAAGAAUUGCAGGAGGAAUAGAAGCCUGCCCCCACUGUUGGCCAUGGCAGGUGGGUUUGAGGUUUCUUGGCAAUCACCAAUGUGGAGGUGCCAUCAUCAAUUCGAUUUGGAUUCUGACUGCAGCGCAUUGUGUGCAAUCGAAAAAUAAUCCACUCUUCUGGACCGUUGUUGCUGGAGACCAUGACAGAACCUUGAAGGAAUCAACUGAGCAGGUGAGAAGGGUGAAACACAUCGUGAUGCACGAAGACUUUGACACACAGACCUAUGACUCUGACAUCGCCCUGAUACAACUGAGCUCUGCCCUAGAAUUCAACUCAGUGGUGAGGCCAGUAUGUCUUCCCCACAACUUGGAGCCUCUGUUUUCUUCUGAGAUUUGUGUUGUGACUGGCUGGGGAAGUGUUAGUAAAGAAGGUGGUCUAGCAAGUCGCUUACAGCAGAUUCAAGUGCCUGUGUUAGAAAGAGAGGUCUGCGAACACACUUACUAUUCAGCCCAUCCAGGAGGAAUCUCAGAGAAGAUGAUCUGUGCUGGCUUUGCAGCAUCUGGAGGGAAAGAUGUGGGCCAG